Molecule: messenger RNA, 2404 nt
Organism: Scleropages formosus (Asian bonytongue)
Lineage: Eukaryota; Metazoa; Chordata; Actinopteri; Osteoglossiformes; Osteoglossidae
Gene: vgll2a
Product: vestigial-like family member 2a
Exons: 4
Coding region: 338-1243 (301 amino acids)
Biological process (GO): regulation of DNA-templated transcription
Cellular component (GO): nucleus
Source: RefSeq, a predicted model, not a curated record
CACACACACAGACGGACACACACGCGCUCUCUCUCUCGAGCGCGUGCGGGGACGCCUGCGCGCAGAUUGGUCGAUCCUCCCAACCUGGGGCUCGUGCGCGUCGCGCGCCUCCCGCGACUCCCGCUCCACUGCCCGCGCGGAGACACCCAGGCGCAGAAGGAGACGCGGCGGCGCCUGGACGGGACGGUCUUCCGCUACCUUCGGACAAAUAAGAGAAAUCUAAACAUUUUCCUCUCAGUUUUCAGGGAGAUUCUGUUGUUUAUCUAUGGACUCCAAUGAAGCGCGAGCUCGUGCCGCCGAUCGAUAAGCCGUGACGAGGCGCGCGCGGUGCCCAGCCAUGAGCUGCCUGGAUGUGAUGUAUCAGGUGUACGGUCAUCCCCAGUCCUUCUUCACAGCGGCGUACGGCCCCUAUCAUCCGCAGAAACUCGCACUUUACCCCAAGAUGCAAGAGGCGCAGGAGAGUGUCGGCGCGAGCGGCCCCUUCUCGAGCCACGCCGCGCCCGCCAUAAAGGAGGAGGAGGAGUGCGCGCACGACAAGGAGCGUCCGCCCGAGGCCGAGUACAUCAACCCGCGCUGCGUGCUCUUCACCUACUUCCAGGGGGACAUCGGCUCCGUGGUGGACGAGCACUUCAGCCGCGCGCUCAGCCAGCCCGGCGGCGCGAGCGGCAGCAACAAGCACGCGCGAGACGGAUCAUUCCCCAUGAGCCAGAGGAGUUUCCCCCCCUCCUUUUGGAACAGCACCUACCAGCCGUCCGUUACCGCUUCGCUGGGCAGCAGCCUGAGCAGCACUCUGGGGAGCGGCCAUGCCGAGAUGCCCUUCCCUGCGGACCCCUACUCCACCGCCUCCCUGCACAGCCACCUCCACCAAGCCCCUCCAGAGCCAUGGCACCCUGCACACCACCACCAUCAUCAUCAUCAUCACCACCCGUACUCGCUUGGAGGUGCCAUCGGCACCCAGAGCUCCACAUACCCCCGGCCCGGCAUGCAUGAUGUCUACGGUACGCACUUCGACCCUCGAUACGGCUCACUGCUCAUGCCCUCUGUACGGCCUCAUCGGCUCGGCCCCACUGGGACGCCCGCUUCUGGGACCCCGCAAUGUGACAUAAACAAGAGCGACACAGCAGGUUCGGCGUGGACUGGAGCGUUUCCAGGGACCGGAUCUGACAUAAGCCAGAGUCUCGGUCUCAGCAUGGAUGCAGGUCUGCCGGCGCAGGAUAAGAGCAAGGACAUGUACUGGUUUUAGAGCUGUGCCGCCCCCAGCCAGCCCAGCCGGGGCUCGGUGUCACUCUGCCUUGUAGAUGUUGACAGACCUUUUCUGUAACAGAUUCUAAUCUCACUUGCAGCUCGACGUUACACCCUCUGUGGCGGGACCAUCCUCAGCUGAACCCUCCACUAAGCCCUCCAGAAACCGGGCGGACGAGAGAGACAGGGAGCCUCCAGCAUGACAGAGACAGUAAGGGGGAGAGGCUCUAGAGGCCUUAAGAGAAGAACUUCCCAGAAUGCACUGGUGUUACUGGAGGCUGCUCCCUUUACCGCUGUCCGUCUGAAUCGGGGGCUUUCGGCUUUUCCAGAGGGAACUCGAGGGGAAAAGAGCUGAUUUUUUCCAAGAAAUUCUGAACAGACUAAAGCAGAUGUGGAGGCUUACGAACAUGAACCUAACCUCUGUGACGGUUUUCAAAGUUCACAGUGCUGCGAUUUCUUUUCGAAAACAGCAAAUCGGUGACCGACAUGAGAGAGGAAACUAUUCUGUCACGACUGAAGCAACCGGAGACUAUUUGAAGCCACUCGCCUUGUGCGUAUCCUCCUGCAGCUGUCAGCGACAACUGUUCCUCAACUGGACGGACACACGGUCGCGGUGUCGCUGCACCGAGUCGGGCCGAGCCAAGUGGUCCGGCCUCCACACAAGGAACGUGUUGUCAGAUCUGUACUCCCCCCCACCAGAGAACAACUGGUCUGUGCUUUUGGGAUGGAGGGAGAGCAGAGAUGAAUGGUGGACACACAAUCUCUGCACCACUUCACUCCAUCUUUGUGUGUGUUUUUUUUCUGUGUGUUUGCUGGUGUGAGAUACUCUUCGGUGCAGUUAUUUUACGGUGGAUUAAGGAAAAGACGAUUCUAACUGUGAAAAGGGUUGAAUUAAAGAUCUUUACACUGUAGAUCUUCAUUGUUAUCCUGUCCUUGUCUAUAUAAUGAAAGUGAAAUAUUUAGUCAGCUGUUUUUGAAUGUGAAUAUAUUAAUAUAUUGACAAAGUAUUUUUCUUCCUGGUACAAUCCUGAUGUAAAUGCUAUGUAUUGUAUGUCUUAGCUUUUAACUAUACAGAAACAGUGCAGGAUCAUUAAAACUGAACGUGUUCCUGAUAAAUGGCUCCGUAAUUUGUUCUGGAAGGCUAAAGCUGGAAGUCAGUGAC